AUGGAUUACAGACUUAGUGCCGUCUCCCUCCUACUAAUAGCCGCGUGUGUGGUGGCUCAGUACGAAGACUUCAGUGGUUACGCUGGCUACCACAAGUCACCGGUAUACCUCCAACAACAACAACAUCUUGACGAAGGACACGAAAGCCACGGAGAGGAGUACGAUUUGGAUUACCACGCACACCCUAAGUACUCGUUCGACUACUCCGUCAAGGACCCUCACACUGGAGACCACAAAGAACACUGGGAGACCAGAGAUGGUGACAAAGUUAAAGGAAGCUACACCCUCAUAGAAACGGACGGCACCAAACGCGUAGUGGAAUACGAAGCUGACGACAAGAACGGUUUUAACGCGGUAGUGCACAAGAUAGGAACACCGAAACACGAAGAGUACGAGACCAAGUAUGAGGCUAAACCAGCGCAAGAGCCUUUGCACUAUCAGCACGACUUCGGAGGCUACGAAGAGGGGUUCGCCCCCGUGUCUGAGGGAUAUCAACAUUAG
Molecule: messenger RNA, 501 nt
Organism: Arctia plantaginis
Lineage: Eukaryota; Metazoa; Arthropoda; Insecta; Lepidoptera; Erebidae
Source: the annotation of a GenBank genome assembly